Elephantulus edwardii (Cape elephant shrew) is the source of this 1561-nucleotide messenger RNA. It is a transcript of the gene ZCCHC4, whose product is annotated as zinc finger, CCHC domain containing 4. Bases 23 to 1561 code for a protein of 512 amino acids. Gene Ontology annotation, molecular function: nucleic acid binding; zinc ion binding; rRNA (adenine-N6-)-methyltransferase activity. The transcript is spliced from 13 exons. Gene Ontology annotation, biological process: rRNA methylation. Gene Ontology annotation, cellular component: nucleolus; cytoplasm. NCBI's taxonomy places the organism in Eukaryota, Metazoa, Chordata, Mammalia, Macroscelidea, Macroscelididae. The record is from RefSeq and is a predicted model, not a curated record.
CUUUCGGGACGGCGGCGGGAAGAUGGCGGCCUCCAGGGACCAGCGAGAAGCCGAGGAGGGAAACGGGACCGACGGGCGCCGGGGAAGCUCGGGUGUGGAAGUGGUGUUUCCUCCGGAGCCCUCUGUCCCUGCCCCUCUGUGUCCUCACGGACCUACUCUACUGUUUGUCAAGGUGAAUCAAGGCAAAGAAGAACCAAGGAGGUUUUAUGCCUGCUCUGCCUGCAGAGACAGAAAAGACUGCGGUUUUUUUCAAUGGGAAGAUGAAAAGUUGUCAGAAGCAAGACUUGCUGCCCGUGAAGCUCAUAACCGAAGAUGUCGGCCUCCCUUCACUCGAAGCCAAUGUGUGGAAAGGUACUUGAAGUUUCUUGAGUUGCCCUUGUCUGAGAGGAAGUUUUGUCAAAGAUGCCAGCAGUUGCUGUUACCAGAUGACUGGUGGGAGCAUCGUGAGCAUCAGGUCAUGGGUGAUGUCUCUGUCGCCCAGUUAAAAAGGCCCAGUCAACUCCUGUGCCCACUGCAAAACAAGAAGACAAAUGCCCAGUAUUUGUUUGCUGAUAGGACCUGUCAGUUCCUGAUGGACCUACUUUCUACCCUUGGAUUCAGAAGAGUGCUGUGUGUUGGAACUCCAAGGUUACAUGAGCUGAUCAGACUGAAAGCAUCGGAUGACACGAAGUCUCACAUUAAAAGCCUUUUAUUGGAUAUUGAUUUCCGGUAUUCGCAGUUUUACAUUGAAGAUAGCUUUUGCCAUUAUAACAUGUUUAAUCAUCAUUUCUUUGAUGGAAAGGCAGCCCUUGAAGAGUGCAGGGCAUUUUUGCAGGAAGAUAAAGGCGACGGGGUCAUUAUGGUGACAGAUCCUCCAUUUGGUGGCCUGGUUGAACCUCUGGCUGUUACAUUUAAGAAGUUAAUUGCUCUGUGGAAAGAAGGUCAAAACCAAGGUGACAGUUGCAGAGAACUACCGAUUUUCUGGAUUUUCCCCUAUUUUUUUGAAUCUCGAAUUUGCCAGUUUUUCCCAAACUUCUGUAUGCUCGAUUACCAGGUAGAUUAUGAAAACCAUGCACAGUAUAAACAUGGAAAGACAGGUCGUCGACAGUCUCCUGUGCGGAUUUUCACAAACAUUCCACCUAGUAAAAUAAUCCUUCCAACCGAAGAAGGGUACAGAUUUUGCCCUUUGUGCCAGCGCUGUGUUUCUUUAGAGAAUCGACACUGUGAACACUGUAAUUCUUGCACAUCCAAGGAUGGCAGGAAAUGGAAUCAUUGCUUUCUCUGCAAAAAGUGUGUAAAGCCUUCCUGGAUUCACUGUAGUGUUUGUGACCGCUGUGCUGUUCCCUAUCAUUCCUGCGAGGGGCCUGGAGACGGCUGCUUCGUCUGCGGUGCUUUAGGCCACAAGCGCACCACUUGUCCCAACAUCUCUUCGAAGAGGGAACACAAAGCUGUCAGGAAGGAGAAGCAAAGAAAAAGGAAGAAAAUGAAAUUGGCAAAUGCUAAAGGACAGUGCGUGAAUCAUCCGCCCGCGCCCAGGAGGAAGGAGAGGAGGCAAGGUGCUCAUCAGUGUCCUGGCUCUUAA